ACAAAAAGGAAACCCUAGCUUUCUCUGGUCCGUCCCUUCCGGUGAAACAAGAGGAGAAAUCUUCAAAAUUUCCAGAAAUUGAAUCCCAAAUGGUCAAAUUGACUUAGGGUUUCGCCUCAGCAGCCUAGAUUCGAAUCCCAAACCGUGCUUUCGCUUCGUGAUCUUCACGGCUCCUCCAGAAACCGAUGAUUAGAGCGUGUUUUGGUUCAGAUCUGGAGAAUGUGUGGGGUUGUGUAUGAUGGAAUGUGAAGCUUGGAGUGUGUUGGUUUGGGUCUUGAGAUUGAGAAAUUGUUGAUGGAAAAUAGAAUAGAGGUUUCACUUGGCACCGAAAUUCCGAGGAAAUCGAGAUCUUUGGAUGUUAAGAGUCUGUAUAGGUCCAGGAGUGGAAAGGAGGUUGAGAAGCAGAGUUUGAAGAGGAAAGGGAGCGAGGAAAAUGGCGAUGAGAAUGGGGAGAAGAGGAAGAAGAACAAGAAGAGUAGGAAAGAGGCGGCGGUGAGUUGUGUCAAGAAUGUUAAUAGUAGUAAUAGUAGUAGGAAGAGGAGUACAGAUAAAGCAUGUCGUAGGGGGUUGAGUUCUGGUUUGCAUGAUCCGGAGGCAUUGAAAACGGGGUCGAAUGAGAAGUUGGAUAGCAGUGGUGGGUUAAAUGGUGUUCCGCAGCUUAGUUUGGAUAGUAAUGGUGUUCAAAUCCCGAGGCGUAAGAGGGGAUUCGUGGGGAGAAAAAAAAUUGAGGGUGGUCAAGGGGUGAAGCUGUCGGAUGAAUCUGCCGAUAAAGCAAGUCUUGUUGAACAGGAUCAUCAGAUAGCCAAGUUAAAUGGUGAUGGGUUGUGUCAAGCUGAGGUGCCGAAGGCUGAAAGAAACAAAGGCUUGGAUGAAUGCAAAGAAAGUAUAAAUAAUAAGGCGAGUGCAGCUUCUCAUGUGAAGAAAGAAAAUGUUCUUGAGAGUCAGUCAGUUGUAAGCAAUGGUAAUUUAACUUUGAAAAAGUCCCAGAGGAAACGUCGGAAAAAGAAGAACUUAUCAUCUGAUAGCAGAACUGAUGCAAAGGAAGCUGAGCCUUUAGUCGAUAGUUCCACUAAAGCAUGCCAAGCUUCACAUGAAGACGAGGAGGAGAAUCUUGAAGAGAACGCAGCAAUGAUGCUCUCAUCAAGGUUUGAUCCAAGCUGUACUGGGUUUUCAUUAAACACUAAGGCUUCUGGGAGUAAUCAGUCAUCUCCCAGUCAGGAUUUCAAUAAUCAUGUAUCGAAGUCAUCCUCUGGAUCAGAAUCUCCAUCUGUUGAUAAUGCUGGUAGAGUACUGAGGCCCAGGACUGGGAAGCAGCACAGAGAGAAAAAAGGUACGAGGAAAAGGCGCCACUUCUAUGAAAUCUUCUUUGGGGACUUGGAUGCUUGUUGGGUAGUGAACCGUAGGAUCAAGGUCUUCUGGCCUUUGGACCAAAGUUGGUACUAUGGCCUUGUGAAUGAUUAUGACAAGGAGAAAAAAGUUCACCAUAUUAGAUAUGAUGACCGUGAAGAAGAAUGGAUUGAUCUCCAACACGAAAGGUUCAAACUCUUGCUACUUCCCACUGAAGUUCCGGGUAAGGCCAAGCAGAAAAAAUCAUUGAUACAAAUUAAAAGUUCUGAAGAGAGAGAAGGAAAUUCGAACCCCAGAAAAGAAAAGAGAAAGAGAGACUUGAUGUUGGAGGAUGAUAGAUUUAUAGGCAGCGGUAUGGAUUCUGAACCUAUCAUAUCAUGGUUGGCGCGAUCUACCCGUCGGAUCAAGUCUCCUUUUCAUGCAAAAAAGAAGCAAAAUCCAUCUGGUCUAUCCCCAAAGUCCGUGCCAACUUUGUCUGACAGUGCUCACACUUUAUAUGGGUGUCUGGGUAAUGCCUCCUCUAGAAGGGAUACAAAUAAGUUAUCUAGUGAUUCUGGCAGAUCGUCUAAUGCUCUGAGAGAAGAGAAGUCUGCUCUAGAAGACAAUGAUUAUCCCGAAGAUGGUAAAAUGCCUAUUGUUUAUUAUCGGAAGCGACUGCGCAAGACUGGGUCUGUACUCUCUCAAAUAUAUGAGGAUGAGCAUGCUUCCAUGCAUGGACAUCAUUAUUCUACUUCUGUUACUCCUGUUGUGGAUAUUUGGGACUUGGAAGAGCCAGAUAAUUUUGUUGCUAUAUUGGAUCGUAGUUGGCCAUUGUGGUAUGCUGAUGAUGCAGGGUUGCUAAAGUUGACUCAUCCUUGGGUAGAAUCAGGAAAAGUUAUAUUUAAAUGCCUUCAACUGCGUUCACUAAUUAAUGAUUUCCUUGGGGUAGAGUGGUUACGGUUCUUUCAUGCUGCAAUGCUGCUUCGGCAUGGUAUGUUGGUGAUGACAUGGCCAAAGGUUCAGUUGGAGAUGCUCUUUGUUGAUAAUGUAGUUGGACUGAGGUUUCUUUUGUUUGAGGGUUGCCUGAACCAGGCAGUGGUCUUGGUUUUUCUAAUCCUGACAUUAUUUCAUCACCCUGAUGAUCAAGGGAAGCUAACUGAUUUCCAGUUACCAGCAACUUCAAUCAGGUUCAAAUUCUCUUGUGUUCAGCAACUUGGAAAGCAACUAGUGUUUGCAUUCUACAACUUCUGUCGAGUUAAGAAUUCGAAGUGGAUGCACCUAGAUAAUAAACUUGGGAGGCAUUGUUUACUCACCAAGAAACUACCUCUUUCUGAAUGCACCUAUGAUAAUAUCCAGGCACUGCAAAAUGGAUUAAAUCAGUCGUCUUUUAUGUCUCUGUUCGGUCAACCCUCCCCAGUAAAGGGUACACAGAAGAGGCCCAGGCAGGGCAUUAACUUCAUGGGUGGUCCCCGGGAAGUUAGUUUUGUAAAUAUCAGCCAUUCUGAUUCUCAUUCUGGUGACCUCCACAGAAAGCUCCCUCCGCUUGCUCUAUCCUUUACAGCUGCACCUACGUUCUUCAUUAAUUUGCAUCUUAAGUUGCUUAUGGAACACAGUGUUGCUAAUAUCUGCUUUCAUGACCAUGAUUCAGAAGUUACUCCUCAGCACGAUUUGAUUGCUCCAGAAAAGGUUGCUACCACUGGUCCAUCCUGUGCUCAACUGGUAACAGAGACAUCUGUUUCUAUUUGCAGUCACCAAGGUCAGUUGAAGUCAUCUCAACUUUACGAAAAAUGUGUUGUUAAUGUUGCUGGAAACACGCCUAGGACUUAUACUGGCAGUGAUAAAGCUGUUACUAGUCCCCGUCCUGUAGUGAAUGGGCUUACUGUUGAAAUUCCAUCUUUUGACAAAUUUGAGAAGCCUGUAGGGGGUGAGUUACAAAGUGCUCAACAGCCUACAGAUUUUUCUUUGAAUAUGAAUGGUAGCACUAUCCCCAGUCCCAGUCCCACAGCUCCCAGAAGUACAGGGCAGCGAAGUAGAAAUAGUUUGUCAUCAUUUGGAAAUCUCUCUAGUCAUUGGUCAGAUGGAAAGGCUGACAUUUUUCAUAAUGGUUUUGCCAAUGGACCGAAGAAGCCUCGUACUCAAGUCUCAUACAUGCCUUAUAGAGGUUUUGAUGUCAAUUCCAAGCAAAGAAACAUUCACAAAGGGCUUCCUAAUAAACGGAUUAGAAGGGCAAGUGAGAAGAAGUCAUUAGAUACUUGCAGAGGUAUUCAAAGGAACUUGGAGCUGUUAUCCUGCGAGGCAAAUGUGUUAAUUUCUGCAAGUGACAGAGGGUGGAGAGAAAAUGGGGCACGUGUGGUAUUAGAACAAUUUGAUAAUAGUGAGUGGAAGCUUGCUGUAAAACUUUCAGGGACAACAAAGUACUCGUACAAAGCACAUCAAUUUUUGCAGCCUGGGUCAACAAACCGCUACACUCAUGUCAUGAUGUGGAAAGGAGGAAAGGAUUGGAUCUUGGAAUUUCCAGAUAGGAGCCAGUGGGCCCUUUUUAAAGAGAUGCAUGAAGAGUGUUACAAUCGGAAUCUCCGGUCUGCAUCAGUUAAAAACAUUCCUAUUCCUGGUGUUCGAUUGGUAGAAGAUAUUGAUGAUAAUGGAACAGAAAUAUCUUUUCUUCGCGGUUCUACCAAGUAUUUCCAGCAGAUGAAAACGGAUGUUGAGAUGGCUUUAGAUCCAUCUCGUCUCUUGUAUGACAUGGAUAGUGAUGACGAGCGAUGGAUUUCGAGGAAUCAAAAUUCCUCAGAAUUGGUCAAGAGUUGCUCAGUAGAGAUUGGAGAGGAGAUGUUUGAGAAGGUAAUGGACAUGUUUGAGAAGGCCGCAUAUGUUCGGCAAUGUGAUCAGUUCACAGCUGAAGAAAUAGAAGAGUUCAUGACUGGUGUUGGGCCAAUGGAUUUGAUCAAAACCAUUUAUGAGCAUUGGCGUCAGAAACGGCUGAAAAAGGGAAUGGCUUUAAUCCGACAUCUCCAGCCACCAUCUUGGGAAAUGUAUCAAAAACAAGUAAGGGAGUGGGAGCAAGCUAUGACCAAGAUGAAUACCACACUUGCAAAUGGAGGCCGUGAGAAAGCUGCACCAACUGAGAAGCCACCGAUGUAUGCUUUUUGUCUGAAACCACGGGGUCUGGAAGUUCUGAAUAAGGGAUCAAAACAACGGUCACAGAAGAGAUUUUCUAUUUCUGCACACACCAAUGCUGUCUUAGGAGAUCAGGAUGCUUUCCAUCCUAUUGGAAGGAGAACAAAUGGGUUUGCCUUUGGUGAUGAAAAAUAUGUGUAUUCAGGCCAUAACUAUGAAUCCUUAGAUGACUCUCCAUUGUCUCAGACAUCGCCCGGGGUUUUUUCACCAAGGGAUGCAGGUAACAUCUUAAUGAGCAAUGAUGCUUUUGAGAGGAACCAUUUACAAAGAAUUGACAGAAACAAGUCAAAGAAUUAUCGGACAAUGGCAUCCCCUGUUGAACCCCAGAUCGUGUCUCCAUACAGCGUGUCGCCAUACGGUCAUAGGGUGGUACGAAACAGAAAUGGAGUUCAUAGAGGGAAUAUUGGUUACCCUCAAUGGUCAAGCCAGUCAUAUUAUCAACCAGAUGUUGCGCAGAGGUUCGUAAAUGCGCAGGGCUUUGAUCAUGACGAGUUGAGGCUUCGUGACGCAUCUGGUGCUGCUCAGCAUGCACAUAACAUAGCCAAACGCAAGCGAGAAAAUGCUCGCAGAUUAUUUUACAGGGCAGAUCUAGCAAUGCACAAGGCUGUGGUUGCUCUCAUGACUGCGGAGGCAAUCAAAGCUUCUUCAGAUGACUACGACUAUGAAUAUGAUUCUGAGUCUGAGUCCCUCUCCUUAUCUGACUCUGACACCGAUUCAGACAGUGAAGAGUAGAGCACUAAAUCCAAGCGUGAGAUGGCAGAAUAGGGUUCACGGCGCACCCCUUUCAGAUUGUGUUGUUGUGCAGCCGAAGAAUAUGAUAAAGAUUGGGACAAUGUUUCUGUCAAUAUUGGUGGAAUUUUUUGUGUUUGUUCACAGAUACCAUAGAGAAAUUCUAACAUGAGAGAGCCGUGAACAGUACGGGUGGGAUGAAAUCAUUGUUCCGAUGAAGCCUGCAGAUUUUUUUUGCUUCCAGUGUGAGGACUACUCGAUUCCAUUGAUGCAAUUGUUGUACUGAUCCUGCUGGGAUAGGGUGGUGUAUGCAAUUUUGGCAGCCAAUCUCAUUGUACAGAUCUUUUCUUUUCCUCUUUCUUUCUGGCCAUAACCUCGGGUUUUUUCAGUGUUUAGUAUUAAAAGAGCGUUUUGCUCAAAUAAUACACCACUUUGAGAAAAAAAAGAAAAAAGGGAAUUGACAUUUCCUUGUUAUACAGUUCUACACUAAUGAUUAUACCAUUUUUCUUGCCGUUCUGUUUACCACGGCA
This is a messenger RNA of Argentina anserina (silverweed cinquefoil), 5762 nucleotides long. RefSeq lists its product as uncharacterized. Bases 295 to 5235 code for a protein of 1646 amino acids. NCBI's taxonomy places the organism in Eukaryota, Viridiplantae, Streptophyta, Magnoliopsida, Rosales, Rosaceae. The record is from RefSeq and is a predicted model, not a curated record. The transcript has 5 exons. Gene Ontology annotation, biological process: regulation of transcription by RNA polymerase II. Gene Ontology annotation, cellular component: NuA4 histone acetyltransferase complex; piccolo histone acetyltransferase complex.